Molecule: messenger RNA, 315 nt
Organism: Schistosoma turkestanicum
Lineage: Eukaryota; Metazoa; Platyhelminthes; Trematoda; Strigeidida; Schistosomatidae
Source: the annotation of a GenBank genome assembly
AUGCCAGCCAAACGACGAUUCGCGUCUCGCUUCCCAACGACAAGAAUUAAAAAAAUAAUGCAAUUAGAUGAAGAGAUCGGCAAGUUGACAGCUACUGUCCCUCCUGUUGUUUCGAAAGCUAUCUCCGGCCUUCGGAAAAUCAAUUCCCUGAAUAGGAGUCGUGGGCCUAAUUUGGGUUUAUUGCCAGCAAAUAAAGCUGGUAAGAUGCGCAAAAAUGGGAAAGCUGUUGGAAAUUCAAGCAAUGGUUCUGUCUCGUUUGACAGUUCUGGUAUUCGGAACGAAAGUCUAGUCGAUUAUCAGUAUACUGAAGCAUAA